UACGCCUGCUCUGUGCGGCUCACACCGUGCCCAGGACUGCUGGGGGGCGAACGCGCGGGUCGUGCGAGCGGAGAGAGAUUAAGCUGUUCGUCAUCACAUAGGCCCUCCAAGCUUCAACCACUUGGGAAAUUGGAAUUAGGAGACAGUCAUGCCUAUUACGGACCUUAACCCCACAACUGGCGUUGUUACGGUUAUCGUCAUCCUUAUUGCGAUUGCAGCCCUUGGUGCCUUAAUUCUGGGCUGCUGGUGUUACCUCCGAUUGCAGAAGAGCAGCCAGUCGGAGGAUGAAGAAAGCAUCGUGGGGGAAGGUGAAACCAAAGAACCUUUUCUCUUGGUUCAGUACACCGCCAAAGGCCCCCGAGUGGAUAAAAAAACAAAGCUAACGCCUAACGGGCCCGAGGCACAUAACUAACUCCCUGCAGCAGAACAUUGCCCAUUCAGCCAUGAUGAUUCAGAAAAGCAGAACUGAUACUGUGAAGAUCGACCCGCGUCAUUGUCGGAAGGUCACACAUUUCCCUGGUAGCCGGAGAAUAGCUGGCGACGUUGACACUGCAUGCACCGAGUACCUUCUGCAAUCCUGCGUUUCCAUACAUUUUGCCACUUGAAUAUUUCAUUGAGAUCUCCCUUAGAAUGUGAACGAUGUCUAUAACCCGUUUUCCUUUUUGAUAAAGUAGUCGUUCAAUCUUCUUAUGGAAG
Messenger RNA from Spea bombifrons (plains spadefoot toad), 696 nucleotides. It is a transcript of the gene SNN, whose product is annotated as stannin. The record is from RefSeq and is a predicted model, not a curated record. The coding region runs from base 149 to 412 and encodes 87 amino acids. NCBI's taxonomy places the organism in Eukaryota, Metazoa, Chordata, Amphibia, Anura, Pelobatidae. The transcript has 2 exons. Gene Ontology annotation, cellular component: mitochondrial outer membrane.